CUGUGCCUCAUGCGGCAGGAGUAUUCAGUUUUUGAGAAGUCUUCAAUCGGAAGGUCCUGAAGCAACCAUGGUGGAUGAACUUAUUCACAAGUAUUUCGCAGAGGGCCAUACCUCUGAAAUAAUAUUGGACUUACUGGCAACCAAGCACAACAUUUCAAUGAGUCUCAGCACUUUAAAAAGAAGACUACGAGAUGCAGACCUGACUAAGAGAACUAACUAUACUCCUAUUGCUACUGUACGGGAAGCCAUUUCUGAGGAGCUUCAGGGAUCAGGCAGGCUUUUAGGAUACAGAGCAAUGUGGCAGAUUCUCAAACAAAAGUACUCAUUAACAGUGAGAAGAUGUGAUGUGAUGAACCUAAUGAGAGAACUUGACCCAUCUGGGAUAGAGAACCGUUCUCAGAGAAGAUUUGUCCGAAGAACGUACCACUCAACGGGACCAAAUGAAGUCUGGCAUGUUGAUGGAUAUGACAAACUCAAACCCUUUGGAAUUGCCAUAAGUGGCUGUAUUGAUGGCUUCUCCAGAAAAAUUAUGUGGCUUGCAUGUGGAAAGUCCAACAAUGACCCAAGUGUCAUUGCUCAAAAUUAUAUUAAAUGUGUAGCUGAAUUUGGAGUUUUCCCAAUGCGCCUCUGCACGGACUGUGGCACAGAAAAUGGACUUAUGGCAGCACUCCAUUGUUCUUUGAGAUCAGAGCAGAGCGAUGAACUUGCAGGAACCAGAAGUCACAUGUAUGGCACUUCAACAUCAAACCAGCGCAUUGAAAGCUGGUGGUCAUACUUUCGUAAACAAAGGAUACAAUUUUGGAUAGAUCUGUUUGGUGACUUGAGGGAGAGGCAUCUGUUCAAUGGCAGCUAUGAACACACAAGGUUGCUGCGACACUGCUUUCUGGAUGUGCUACAGAAAGAACUGGAUGAAUACAAGCACCACUGGAACACUCACAUUAUUCGUCCUGUUCGGCAGUCAAAUUGCCCAUCUGGAAGACCAGAGGCAAUGUACUUUUUGCCUCACAGAUUCAAUGGGAUGAACUGUGGAUUCCCAGCAUCCCCACAAACUGUGAGCCAGCUUGAAAGACAUGUGCCAGCACCAGCAGCGCCCGAUGGGGACAGUGACCAGCAUGACUUUGAAGAACUGCAAAGACAGAGUGGUUUGGCACCACCUCUUCAGUGGCAGCCUGCUGUAGAGAACUACAUCACCCUGAAAAACAUGACUGACAUUUAAUCUUAAUUUCACAUUCAGACUAAUUCAGCUACCAAAUGGAGAGAACAUUAUAUUUCCAGACAUAACCCUUUGACAUAUAGGAAAACUACAACUUUUAGAAACAGCUGACAGAACAAAAUGAAGGAAA
Molecule: messenger RNA, 1343 nt
Organism: Melanotaenia boesemani (Boeseman's rainbowfish)
Lineage: Eukaryota; Metazoa; Chordata; Actinopteri; Atheriniformes; Melanotaeniidae
Exons: 4
Coding region: 68-1216 (382 amino acids)
Source: RefSeq, a predicted model, not a curated record